CGAAUACUUUUGCAAGCCACUGUAUAUGCCUGACAACAUCGGGAGAUACUUCAAAUGAGAUGACAGAUUGUGUUCUGGGGGGAGGAUCUCCUCACAGAUCUGGAUCAGGGUAUCACUGAGCUCUUUGACAGUCUGAGGUACAACUGGGUGGCAUUGCAUGACCUCAAACAGUUUUUCAGAGGUCUUCUGUUAGAUUUAGGUCAGGGGAAUGUCAAUGGUAUCAACUCCUUCAUCCUUCAUGAACUGCCUGCAUACUCUCAUCGCACGAGGCCAGGCAUGCACCAGAAGAAACCCCGCACCCACUACACCAGCGUAGUGUCUGAUAAUGGGUCCAAGGCUUUCAUCCCGAUACCUAAUGGAGGCAGAAAUGGUAACAUAAAAAUACUGUUGUGUAUAAAAAGUCUUUCUUUCUUUAAGAAUUUAAUGGUUCGAAAUUUAUUUUCAUAUUUUCAUGGUCUUGGAUUUCAAAUCAGUUUUUAAAUUGGUGCACCAAAGCACAACAGGGAUUUGCUCCAGAAUGAUACUAUGCCAGCAAUUACUGCAGUUCAACUGAAAGGUAUUGGUAGUUAUUUUCAACUGCCAGACAUUUGAAGUCUGUUGAAUAUCUUUAAAUUAGUAUGACUCAUCCAGAAAACGUCAAGCAGGGGUGGUACAGGAAAUGGCUGUGAUUAGCAUAUGCAGGUUUGUGGUUAGUUGCCAGAGGUGGCAAAAGUAUGUUAAAAUGCGUUUGCUUAACUGAAAGCUCCAAAAUGUACCUGAAAUAAGAAUGUAAAAAGUUGUUCCUCAAAGGACAAUUUCGCUAACAAUUUUGUACAAAGGUAUUCAGAGAAUCAGAUAGACUUUAUAAAUCCCAGAAGGAAAUUGAGUUGUCAUAGCAGCAAAAAUGCAAUACACACCAAGCACUCAUAUAAAAUGAGUGUACUAACAGAGGUUUUGAUAAACAAAUAUUAAGGUAAAUAGAUAAAAAAAAAAAAAAUAGAGAUAUAGCUUGAAUAUAAAAGGGCAAGUAUGUGUGUAAAUAUAUGUCAUGGUAUAUAAAAGUGACGGGGUCCAUUGAGGUGAGAUUAAUUCUGUUCCACAUGGGUGGACCUGACCCAAGUGGAAGAAUUAAUGAGUCUGUUAGCAGUGGGAAGAAAUGACCUGUAACGUUCCCUCAGACAGCGAGGUUGAAUGAACCUGUUGCUGAAACUGCUCUUCAGAUUGUCAAGUGUGCUAUUGAGGGGGUGGGAGGCAUUGUCUAUGAUUGCCAACAGCCUGUCACUGAUCACCUCCUCCAGGGUGGCAAGCUUCAUGCAUGUUGCUUUGUUUUUCUGUUUUCUCCCUGAAGGAUUGCCACCUUAAGGUGGUCAGGGUGUUUGCACACAGUUUGUGUGUUUGGUGAUGUUUUAUUGAACUGACAGAAAAGCUGAUUUUAAAAUUACCUGCCAAUGAAAAAAACAUCACUCUCUUCCUGUUUCCUUCUUUUCUGUAGUGCUAGCUAGAUUCGGAAGUACUGCAAACCUGUUUUGAAAAUGUUACUUUUUUCUGUACUUUCGAUUCAAAAUUUGGGGAGUAAAAGUAAAACGUCCAAAAAUAAAUACUUAAAGUACAGAUACCUGAAAACCCUACUUAAGCACAGUAAUGAAGUAUUUGUACAUUGUUUUUUUCCCACCUGCCAUAUAAUCAGAAAAUAGUUUACAAUCAUAUUGUUCUGUGUGGUUGCUAAAAUUUUCUCUUGUAAAUCUGAGGCCCAAGUGCCUAAACCCUGCACUGGCUGCAGAUGUUCGUUGGACAGUCAGUGACAUUUCUUUUUUGAUACACUUUGUUCUGUUUAUAUGUACUAACAAAACCUGAGCACUAAAACAUCUUUGGAAGCUCAUUAAACCAUGUUUCCGGGAACUCCGGCUUCCUCCCACAGUCCAAAGACAGUUAGUGGGGCAUGCAUCAUAGAAAUUCAAUUGCAGAAUGGGAAAAUCCUGAUUGAGAUCUUAAUUCAGUUAAUAACGGUGAACUCUUUCAGGGAAAUACUAAGGAAAAACGGCUCUGCAGUAGAUGCCGCCAUUGCUGCGCUGCUGUGCACCUCCAUUAUCAACCCACAGAGUGCGGGAAUCGGAGGAGGGUCCAUAUUCACAAUUAUGGACCGCUCUGGUAAAGUAACAAUAAUCAACUCCAGAGAGACUGUCCCCAGCAACGUGACCCCUGAUCUGCUUAAGUCAUGUGAUAACACCUCAGACCAGAAACAAGAUAGCAGAUGGAUUGGGGUUCCUGGGGAAAUUCGAGGUUAUGAAGCGGCACACCGGCUGUAUGGGAAGUUGCCGUGGGCCGACCUCUUUCAGCCGGCCAUCAAACUGGCCAGAAAUGGGUCCCGUAUUGAAUACACCCAUGGUCAAUACAUCCAACGCAUUAAUAAUACGUUAAUACGGGAGUUAUAUUUAGAUAAAAAUGGGAACCUGCUUAAGACCGGUGAUACUGUGAAAUUUGAGAAACUGGCUGACACUUUGGAGACGAUCGCAAACGAGGGACCAGAUGUGUUUUACAACGGAACAAUAGCAAAGAAUUUAAUCAGUGACAUACAGAAAGCAGCAAACGUCACGGACUUGAAAAACUGGAAUAUUUCACGGGAAGGAAACCUCACACUGGGGGACUUGGCAUCAUAUGAAGUUAAAGUGACUGAAGCGUGGAAUAUUUCUUUGGGAGAUUAUAUGAUGUACUUCCCUCCACCUCCUGCAGGAGGAGCCAUUCUCAGCCUCAUCCUCAACAUCAUGAAAGGAUAUAAAAUAAAUAAAGAACCUAACACGACCGAUGAAAAGACAUUAUUCUAUCACCGUUAUAUUGAAGCUUUAAAAUUUGCCAAUGGAUUAAGGAAACGUAUCGGAGAUCCAAAGUUCGACCCAGCAAAUUUCACAAAGGCAAAAAAUUUAACAGAGGAUAACUUUGCUGACUGCAUACGAAGUUUGAUCACUAACGAGACUCAUGCCCCUGAGUAUUAUGGUGAUACCCAGUAUGUGGACAGCAAAGGUACCACACACGUUUCUGUGCUGGCUGAAGAUGGAUCUGCUGUGUCUGUCACCAGCAGCAUCAAUGAUGAAUUUGGCUCCAAGGUCCUCUCUCCAAGCACUGGAAUCAUCCUCAACAACCAGCUGUCUGACUUCUGUGGAAGAAGAUCUAACAUCUCCCCUGGGGAGCGUCCUCCUUCCUCUAUGGCCCCAGCUGUGCUGAAGUCCCAGUCAAAGAUGCUGGUAAUCGGAGGAGCUGGUUCGACUAUGAUUACAACUGGAAUAGCCUCAGCACUCAUCAAUCAUCUUUGGUUUAACAAGAGCCUUGAGGAUGCAAUUAAAGCUCCAGUUUUUUUCGUCGACUCCGAAUAUGACGUUAUGUUUGAACCCGAGCUUACCCAAAAGGAUUUAAUAAAUUCUCUUAAAGCUCUGGGACAUAAUAUAGCAAUAUUCUACAAUGUAGUUAAUGCUGUGGAGAAGGAGGAUGAUGGCUGUAUCUCUGCGUGGUCUGAUGAAAGGAAAAAAGGCAAAGCAGCUGGCUACUGAGACCAAGAGUCAGUGAUGUGAGUUAUUUAGCUUGGCCUUAAAGUUAUAGACCGUCCUGAAGCCACAAAAUCUGCAGCAGAUGAUGUCUUUACUGCUGGAAAAUCAUUGAAAAGUAAUUAUUAACAGUGAGAAGAGUCAAAAGGAAAUAACAGACCCUCUGACCCUCUUUCUGUUCAGGUUGUUUGUUCACAUUCUGAUCUCUGUUCUGCAAUUACUUACAGGUUUCUUUGGUAAAAGUGAAGUCAGUACAGAUCAUUUUCCAUCUACAUAAACUUAAUGACAAAUAGAUGAUUCAAUCAAUUCAAUGAUCAAAUCUUUUAAACUCAAAUAUUUAUUCAUACAUGUGCAAAACAACAUUGUAAAAUAUGAGAAAUUUUAUUUUUUAAUUGAAAGACAAAAAUAGUUUUGAAGAUUAUCAAAAAAAUAUUGAUCCUUGGCCACAUUGUUAUCUUGAAGAUUGAUAUCAGCCCUAAAUUCCAUGCAGCUCUUAAACAUUUUAGUUUAUUUUGAUUUUAAUGCCAACAACAUAUUCCAAAAAAGUUUUGAUGAGGCACUAAAAGACUGAAACCCACAUUUUUUUUUCUCUAAGCAAAAGCAACCAUCAGGUCAUGGGGAGAAAACUUUAGUUCCUGUUUUGAGUGGUUCCUGGAGUUUCAUGUCUGUAGGGAAAAUGUCUGCUUACAGCAUCUGACAGCAUGUCCAUGUACGUGCUGUCAGUUGAACGAUUCUGUGGAAUCUGGUUACUUGCUCUUUAAUUGUUUGGUGUUUUAGUUGUUUGAUAGUUGUUGAAAUUCUUUGGUGAGCUUUCAGCUUAGAUUCUGAUGUUUCUGACAAUAUGUAUUAGAAUUCAAAUAGAUUUCAGGAUUUAAUGAAUUAAUAUCUGAUUAUUUAAAUUAAAUUGUAUUUGAAUUGGGAAAUCAAUUCUUUUAAAUCCACCUCUAGAUCCAAGCCCCGAUAAAUGGGAGUGUUGCAUUUUAAAUUGAAUUCGAUUGUAUCUAUUGUCGUGACAUCUGUAGUAGAAGGAGAUUGAAGCGUCUCUCUGGCUGCCUCUACAUCGCAGGUAGGAAAGGUUAAAGGUCUUUAUAUCCAGUCUUAUGUGAUUAAAAAUGUGCUAUAACAGAGCUUUUCUCUAUUUCCUAAUAAUAAAGCAUUUUUAUUCUUAAUCAAAGAGAAAUUAAAAUAUAACUUUGAUCAAUAAAUAAAUGAGAAACAUAGUUUGACUUGUGGAAAUAACAUUUCUAAUGUCUGAUGGCUUGUGUGUGUGCACAUGAGCCAGCUUCAACCUUGGUAAUUUUGUGUGCGUCUGGAGGAAUGCAGAAAGAUAAGAACUGUGCCGCCUGCUCAUCAUACACUUAAUUCUGAAUCAGAAAAAUAACAUUAAGUGUUGUAAUUUGUAAACACAGAACCAUGAUUUAUGUGUUUUACUGAUGGUUAACACAGUAGCACAAACACCCAAAACUGUUUAAAAUAUAACAACAUAUUAAACGUAAAUAUGUACCAUUUACCAUAACUUGUAUGUGGUUUUAAUGAGGUUUAAUUAUGCGCUAUUUCUCAAUAUUGGCAUGUUGAAAAUAUAUACAAAUAUAUAUGUUUAUCCUAACCAGUGUAACAAAUCAGAAAAUAGAAUAACAAUGAUUCUAAG
Messenger RNA from Haplochromis burtoni (Burton's mouthbrooder), 5163 nucleotides. RefSeq names its product glutathione hydrolase 5 proenzyme. Gene Ontology annotation, molecular function: glutathione gamma-glutamate hydrolase; leukotriene-C(4) hydrolase activity. Gene Ontology annotation, biological process: leukotriene D4 biosynthetic process; inflammatory response; glutathione catabolic process. The record is from RefSeq and is a predicted model, not a curated record. The transcript has 11 exons. Bases 1866 to 3521 code for a protein of 551 amino acids. Gene Ontology annotation, cellular component: plasma membrane. NCBI's taxonomy places the organism in Eukaryota, Metazoa, Chordata, Actinopteri, Cichliformes, Cichlidae.